AUGGCGCACAAUCAGAAAGGCGGCGACAACAACCUGUCGCAGUAUAAGUAUGCGGCAAUGUCCAACCUGGUCCUCCAGGCCGACAAACGAUUCGUGUCGCGCCGAGGAGAUGAUGCGACUGGCGAUCCGGAGUCUCUCGCUGGUCGCAUCAGCUUAACCGAGAUGGGAUCAAGGACCGCGCGAGAGGCAGCACCCGUUCAACAGCCCGCGCGAGAGCAAGCGCGCAAACGAAAGCGAACAGAACCGGUGCAAAGCUCGAGGGCAGCAGGAAUCCUUAGUCAGGCAGACCUCAACAUCGAGGGUCUACGGUACCGACCCAGGACUGCGGCGACCAAGGAUGUGUACGAUCUCAUUGCGACAAAUGUGGCGCAGAAGAUGGGCGGAGACUACGGGCUGGCGGUCACAGCCUCUGCAACAGAUUCAAUAUUGGAAUAUCUAAAGGAUGACUCGAUGAAGGACUUCGAUAAAAAGAAGGAGAUCGACGACAUCUUGGGCAUCAUACUAUCGAGCAAAGAAUUCAAUCAGCUUGUAAACCUGGGAAAGAAGAUCACGGAUUACGAUGCGCAGGACGAAGACGAGGAGAUGGGUGACGAAGCCGGGGAAGGCGCUGACAUCGACGAGCGACAAGGUGUAGCGGUCGACUUUGGCGACGAAGAUGAGGAUGAGGAAGGCGGAGGACAGACUUUCGAAGUUCGAGAGGAUGACGAAGAGUCUGAAGACGAUCUUGCUAUGGGGACGGAAGAGGUCGCAGAUGAUGGCGCUGGUCCACCACUGGAUGGCGCCGCUGCUGAAGAUCAGGACGAAGAGAUGGAUGAUGACGGGAUGGUUAUAGAGAACCGAAGACGGCAAGCUCGGCGAGACGAUCAAGAUCCGGACGCCGUGCCGGCUUACGAGAUCGACGCAUACUGGCUGCAGAGACAGAUUGGCCAAAUCUAUGAAGAUGCACAUAUCCAGUCCGAAAAGACCAGACUUGCCGCGGACAUUCUUGCUGGUGUUGAUGACGCAACUGGCGAAGAGAAGCCACUGCGUGAAGUGGAGAAUGACCUUAUGGAGCUAUUCGAUUACGAGCACCAUGAACUAGUCGGCAAGCUUGUCAAGAAUCGCGACAAGAUUGUAUGGGUGACUAGGUGGAGAAAGGCUGCAGAGGAUGAGAGUGCGCGCUUGACCGUGGAGAAGGACAUGGUCAAUGCUGGCCAUGCUAGGAUCUUAAAGGAGCUACGAGGUCGCGACGAGGCACAGGCAGGUCCAGGCGCACCAAAGCUGAAGGUCAAGCUCGACCCAAUGGAUCUGGACGCGAAGGUGCCGGUCAAGGGAGAGGAAGACGGCGUUAAGGAGGGUUUGGUCGGCGGACUACAACCUCGGCGAACCCUCAACCUUGAUGACCUGAAGUUCGAACAGGGUAAUCACCUCAUGACGAACCAGAAUGUUAAGCUGCCACAAGGAUCGACUAAGCGGACGUUCAAAGGUUACGAAGAGAUCCACGUCCCAGCUCCAAAGCGCAAGCAAGAUGCAAACGAGCCGCCUCUCAUGCCAACUUCACAACUGCCGCCAUGGGCAAAGCAAGGGUUUGGCUCAUCGACCACGCUCAACCGCAUCCAAACGCGUUGCUACCCUUGCGCUUUCCAAGACGACGGCAAUAUGCUCGUUUGUGCGCCUACGGGGUCUGGCAAGACUAACGUAGCGAUGCUUGCUAUGUUGCGUGAGAUCGGCAAGCAUCGAAAUCCGCAGACUGGCGACAUUAAUCUGGACGAGUUCAAGAUCAUCUACAUUGCGCCCUUGAAGGCUCUUGUGCAAGAGCAAGUCGGCAAUUUCGGCACACGUCUGCAGCCUUACGGCAUUCAAGUCGCAGAACUCACGGGUGACAGACAGCUCACCAAACAGCAAAUUGCGGAAACCAACGUGAUAGUGACUACGCCGGAGAAGUGGGAUGUUAUUACUCGCAAGGCAACUGAUACCAGCUACACCAACCUCGUCCGCCUGAUAUGUAUCGACGAGAUCCAUCUGUUGCAUGACGACCGUGGGCCGGUGCUGGAAAGUAUCGUCAGCCGAACCAUCAGGCGCCAAGAGCAGACCGGCAAUGCUGUUCGCAUUGUUGGCUUGUCCGCCACAUUGCCGAACUAUCGCGAUGUCGCAACGUUCCUUCGUGUCGAUCAGCAGAAAGGCCUCUUUCACUUCGAUGGCUCCUACAGACCUUGCCCACUGAAGCAAGAGUUCAUCGGCGUUACCGACAAGAAGGCCAUCAAGCAGCUGAAGACGAUGAAUGAAGUCUGCUAUAAUAAGGUGCUCGAGCAGGUAGGGCAGAACAAGCAGCAGAUGCUGAUCUUUGUCCACUCACGCAAAGAAACGGCCAAGACCGCCAAAUUCAUACGGGACAAGGCGCUCGAAAUGGAUACCAUUGGGCAGAUCCUGCGAGUUGACGCUGCUAGCCGUGAGAUUCUGCGGGAGGAGUCCGAGCAGGUGACAAAUGCGGAUCUCAAGGACGUCUUGCCCUAUGGCUUCGGAAUCCACCAUGCUGGCAUGUCUCGCGCAGACAGAACGACCGUGGAAGAUCUGUUCCAGGACGGCUCGAUUCAGGUGCUUGUGUGCACGGCCACGCUGGCGUGGGGUGUCAAUCUGCCUGCGCACACCGUCAUCAUCAAAGGCACGCAGAUCUACUCUCCCGAGAAAGGCAGCUGGGUCGAGCUUUCACCGCAAGAUGUCUUGCAGAUGCUUGGACGAGCCGGCAGACCGCAAUAUGAUACCUAUGGUGAAGGUAUCAUCAUCACGAACCAGGCCGAGAUGCAGUACUACCUGUCGCUUAUGAACCAGCAAUUACCGAUCGAGAGUCAACUGGUAAGCAAGCUGGCCGAUAACCUCAAUGCCGAGAUAGUGUUGGGCAAUGUGCGGACGCGAGACGAGGGUGUAGAUUGGCUUGGUUACACGUACCUCUUCGUACGCAUGCUGCGCUCUCCGGCUCUGUACCAGGUCGGCGCAGACUACGAAGAGGACGAGACGCUUGAGCAGAAGCGCGUCGAUCUCAUUCACUCCGCUGCGCUAGUACUGGAGAAGGCACAGCUGGUCAAGUACGACAAGAAGACCGGACGCAUGCAAUCUACGGACCUUGGCCGGAUCGCGAGCCACUACUACAUCACGCACAAUAGCAUGCUGACGUACAAUCUGCACAUUCAGCCCUCUGUCACACCCAUUGAACUCUUCCGGGUCUUCGCGCUGAGCGAGGAAUUUAAGUACAUACCCAUCCGGCAGGACGAGAAGCUGGAGCUUGCGAAACUACUUCAGAGGGUGCCGAUACCCGUCAAGGAGACGAUUGACGAACCGCAUUGCAAGAUCAACGUCUUGUUGCAGGCAUACGUCAGCAGGUUAAAGCUCGAGGGCUUGGCGCUGAUGGCAGACUUGGUCUACGUCACGCAGUCUGCCGGCCGUAUCCUGCGCGCCAUGUUCGAGAUUGCGCUCAAGAAGGGCUGGUCUGGCGUGGCGAAAGACGCGCUCGAUCUAUGUAAAAUGGCGGAGAAGAGGAUGUGGCCUACCAUGACGCCUCUGCGGCAAUUUCCGGAGUGCAGCAGCGAUAUCAUUAAGAAGGCGGAGCGGAUUGACGUACCAUGGCAGAGCUACUUUGACUUGGACCCGCCUCGGAUGGGUGAGCUGCUGGGCAUUCCAAAGCAAGGAAGGCAAGUAUGCGCGAUGGUUGCAAAGUUCCCACGCUUAGAAAUUCAGGCGCAGGUGCAACCAGUGACGAGGAGUAUGCUACGAGUCGAGCUGACGCUCACGCCGCGGUUCGAGUGGGAUGAUAACCUGCAUGGUCGGGCGGAGGGUUGGUGGAUCCUGGUCGAAGACUGCGACGGUGAGGAGAUACUGUUCCACGAUCAGUUCCUGCUACGCAAGGAGUACGCUACAGCCGAGAUGAAUGAGCAUUUGGUCGAAUUCACCGUUCCGAUCACGGAGCCAAUGCCGCCGAACUACUUCAUCACUGUCGUCAGUGAUCGGUGGAUGCACGCUGAGAGCAAACUGGCUUUAUCAUUUCAGAAGCUAGUGUUGCCGGAGAAGUUUCCGCCGCAUACUCAGCUAUUGGAGCUACAGCCUUUACCGGUCGAUGCGCUGAAGCGGCAGGACUAUGUGGAUCUGUACCCGGACCGGCGGGAGUUCAACCGCAUACAGACGCAGACAUUCAACGCGCUAUUUCAAUCCGACGAUAACGUGUUCGUUGGCGCUCCUGUGGGUAGCGGCAACACGGUUUGCGCGGAAUUUGCGCUGUUGAGGCACUGGACCAAGGCAGUAGGCGGCAAGGCGGUCUAUAUCGCUCCGUUCCAGGAGCAGGUCGAUAGCAGACUGAAAGCGUGGCACGACAGACUCCGUAAUCUGGCUGGCGGGAAACAGAUCGUCAAGCUCACGGGAGAAACGACGGCGGACUUGAAGCUGCUUGAGCAAGGUGAUUUGAUACUUGCCACGCCGGUGCAAUGGGACAUGAUGUCUCGACAAUGGCAGCGGAGGAAGAACGUACAGAACGUCAAGCUUAUCAUUGCGGACGACCUGCAUAUGCUGGGUGGCCAAGGCGGAUACAUCUUCGAAGCCGUCGUCUCACGCUCGCAGGCCAUUGCCGCACAGCUGGAGAACGGUCUACGGAUAAUUGGACUCAGCGUCUCGCUUUCGAAUGCACGAGAUAUCGGCGAGUGGAUUGGUGCGAGCAAGCACACGAUCUACAACUUCAGCCCGCAUGUCCGGCCGAUACCGCUAAAUCUCCACUUACAGACUUUCAAUAUCCCGCACUAUCCGUCACUUAUGCUAGCUAUGACGAAGCCGGCAUAUCAAGCUAUCUUGCAGUAUGCGCCUGACAAACCCGCAAUGGUCUUUCUGCCGAGCAGAAAGCAGGUUCGCUCUACAGCCCAGGAUCUUCUCGCUGCGUGCGUCGCGGACGACGACGAGGAUCGCUUCCUACAAGCGGACUCUGAGCAGCUUGAACCAGUACUGGGUAAGGUAAAGGAACGCUCGCUGGCGGAGUCUCUCGGCCACGGCAUUGCGUACUACCACGAAGCAUUGAGUGAGUCUGACAAGCGGAUCGUCGAGUCGCUGUUCAGGCAGGGGGCGGUACAAGUAAUGCUCGUCUCCCGAGACUGCUGCUACGAAGUGCAGAAUGUAGCUCACCUAGUCAUCGUCAUGGGCACGCAGUUCUUCGAAGGCCGUGAGCAUCGCUACAUCGACUACCCAAUCAGUGAAGUCCUGCAGAUGUUCGGGCACGCUGGCAGGCCAGGGCAGGACAAGGACUGCCGUGGUGUAUUGAUGUGCCCGGAUGUCAAGAGGAACUACUACCGCAAGUUCUUGAGCGAAGCUUUGCCGAUCGAAAGCCAACUGCAAAGCUAUAUGCAUGAUGCCUUCGUCACCGAGAUCAGCACGAAGACAAUUGAGAGCACGCAGGAUGCGGUCGACUGGACAACAUACACGUACUUCUAUCGCAGGCUGCUGGCGAACCCAAGCUACUACGGCCUGACAGAUACGACCCACGAAGGUCUGAGUGCUUACUUGUCCGAGCAGGUGGAGACUACGCUAAAGGACCUUAGCGACGCGAAGCUCAUCGAGCUGGAUGAGGAAGACGAUAGUGUCACUCCGCUCAACGCCGCGAUGAUUGCAGCGUAUUACAACAUCUCCUUCAUCACGAUGCAAACACUGCUGCUGUCGCUCAAGCGCACAACUAAGCUUAAGGGUAUCCUGGAGAUUGUCACCGCGGCUACAGAGUUUGAGGACAUUCAAAUCCGACGCCACGAAGAAGGCGUGCUUCAGCGCAUCUACGACCGCGUACCGGUCAAGCUAUCUGACGUCAACUUCGAGUCGCCGCAUUUCAAAGCCUUCGUACUGCUGCAAGCACACUUCUCGCGCAUGCAAUUGCCUACAGACUUGGCUAAAGAUCAAGAGGUCAUCCUGCGCAAAGUGCUCAACUUGCUGAGCGCUUGUGUGGACGUACUAUCCUCAGAAGGCCAUCUCAACGCCAUGAGCGCGAUGGAGAUCAGUCAGAUGGUCGUACAAGCUAUGUGGGAUCGGGACUCGCCACUCAAACAGAUUCCUCAUUUCGAGGAUGAAGUGGUGGAAGUAUGUAACAAGGCGGGCAUCAAAGAUGUGUUCGAGUUCAUGGAGGCCAUGGAUUCGUCGGAGAAUCAGAACUACGAAAAGCUGGUCAAGAGUAUGGGCCUCACCAACAAGCAACUCGCGGAUGCGGCCACAUUCACGAACGAGCGGUAUCCGAACGUCGACUUGGCGUUUGAGCUCGAAGACGCGGAGAAUGUGGUUGCCGGGUCGCCUUCGUAUCUUACUGUCACCGUUGAGCGGCAAUUGGAGGAGGACGAGGAGCCAAAUCUUACGGCGCAUGCGCCUUUUUAUCCGGCAGAGAAGACGGAGAAUUGGUGGUUGGUUGUUGGCGAAGAGAGCAGCAAGACGCUGUUGGCUAUCAAGCGGGUGACAGUUGUACGGGCGUUGAAGACGAAAUUGGAGCUUGUGGUCCCAAAUCCUGGGAAGCAUGAACUGACGCUGUACUUGAUGAGUGAUAGCUAUGUUGGUGUGGAUCAGGCGCCGACCUUUGAGGUCGAUGCGGCUGAGGGCAUGGAUGAAGAUGAAGAGGAAGAGGAGGAAGCAGAGGAGUGA
Molecule: messenger RNA, 6624 nt
Organism: Baudoinia panamericana UAMH 10762
Lineage: Eukaryota; Fungi; Ascomycota; Dothideomycetes; Mycosphaerellales; Teratosphaeriaceae
Exons: 1
Coding region: 1-6624 (2207 amino acids)
Cellular component (GO): nucleus
Molecular function (GO): ATP hydrolysis activity; ATP binding; nucleic acid binding
Source: RefSeq, a predicted model, not a curated record